Molecule: messenger RNA, 4510 nt
Organism: Acipenser ruthenus (sterlet)
Lineage: Eukaryota; Metazoa; Chordata; Actinopteri; Acipenseriformes; Acipenseridae
Product: E3 ubiquitin-protein ligase RFWD3
Exons: 14
Coding region: 432-2591 (719 amino acids)
Biological process (GO): protein ubiquitination; double-strand break repair via homologous recombination; interstrand cross-link repair
Cellular component (GO): nucleus; site of double-strand break
Molecular function (GO): protein binding; ubiquitin protein ligase activity
Source: RefSeq, a predicted model, not a curated record
UGCUCAGCGCCGAGGGGGCGGGAUCUUUUAGCUGGCGGGGAGAUUCGUUUGAAAUCAGAAAAACCGAGAUCUCUGGAGUCGAACCACCGGUCGGGUUCUUCUGAAGAGAUUAAAAAAUAACAAUCGCACGAAGAAAAAUAAAAUAAAAUGAAGAUACACAUUUUAAUUGUUUGUCAGAGACAAAGUGCUGAAACGCGAUCGUCAUCCAAAACACUUCUUUAAUAUGUACAGAUCUUACUCCCUACCACAUUCUUGCACGGCCUCUCCUUGCAGCAGAAGAUCAUCCCUGGGCUUGCGUAGCUGAGACUUCGGUGCUAAAAUCCUGAGAAACGGGAAGACUGAGCUGUUUGUUAUUGUCGUGUUGUCUUUAUGUGCAUUGGUGGACUGAGACGCUUUUCAUCAACUUUGAGAUAAUCGUUUGAGUUGCUACAAUGGAGAUAGACCUGCAGCUGGGGGUAACAGAGACGGUGUCGCACCAAGUGGAGCAGGGUGGCUGGAACGCUGUGUUCCCGAUAAUCAUUCCUGAAUCGGAGAGCGACACAGAGGAAGAGGAGCGGACCGUGCCCAUUCUGAGGGGCCUGCUGCAGGGGGUCACCAGCUCAGUGGUCGAGCCAGCACGACAGGGGACUGUAACGAGGAGGAGGCGGGCAACGCGGACGCAAAGCCAGGCCACUCGCACCUCCGCAAGGUCCAGGUGGCCCCUCACAGCAGGAAGUGCCAGGCAGGCCUCCGCGAUGGACAGCUUCUUCCAGCCGAGACGCAGCCAGACUGUGCAGCUGCCUUACACCGGCUCACUGGUGCACAUUGUGGGGGACUCGGCCACAGUGAGCGUCACUGACCCGGGUUCAGGGAACACCACGGAGCAGAGUGACUCCGAGGAGAGCCUGACUGACCUGGAGGAGACUGCAGCACCCGCGGCCCCCAUCAUGCCCACUGUCUCUCUCGCGACAGGUCUUGCAGUGCCAGUAGAGGGCAGUGCUGAGACUGUAGGGUCUGUGCAGAGGGAUGUAGAUGGUCCUCUCCAAGACUUGGAGUCAAGCUCUCCUGUGAAAAUUUCUGGGCCAAAAGAGGUGUCCAGUGCCCCCAUAGCACCCCCCAAUGAUCCUGGGGAGGAAGAGGGAGAUACCUGUUCAAUCUGUUUCGAACCCUGGACCAAUGCAGGGGAGCACCGCCUCUCCACCCUGCGCUGUGGGCAUCUCUUCGGGUUCAUCUGCAUUGACCGCUGGCUCCGGGGGCACGGAGGCAAGUGUCCGCAGUGCAAUAAGAAGGCGAAGCGCACGGAUAUUGUGGUGCUGUACGCUCGCACGUUGAAGGCCCUCGAUACCAGUGAGCAGGAGAGGAUGAAAAGCCUUCUGGUGCGCGAGCAAGCCUUGCGGAGGAAGUCUGAGCUGGAGUCGGCGCAGUGCAGGCUGCAGCUCCAGGUGUUGACAGACGAGUGCGGCCGACUGCGCAAGCAACUCCAGGAGUUGAAGGUGUUGAUGUCCCAGCAGGGCUGUAGCUCCUCUCAAUCGAGAGGCUCCCGCACCGCCCUCUCGCAGGGCUCCAGCCAGGCUCCGGUGGGGCGCUACACUUUCAACGAAGCUGUGAUGGUGUCCCAGACAGGGAACUGCCGUGUGCUGUCCUACUGCGAGCCUCUCAGCUGCCUGCUGGCCUCCCAGCCCUCCCCACAAGCAACACUGGUACCAGGCUACGGUUUUAAGAAGAUCAGUGCAGUCAGCAUGAAGGCGUGUCAGUACGUACCCAUCCACGCCAAGCAGAUCCGUGGACUGGCCUUCAGCAACCAGGCAGACAGUCUAAUGCUCUCUGCAGCGCUGGACAACACCAUCAAACUGACCAGCCUCCUGACCAACACGGUAGUGCAGACCUACAACACAGGCCGUCCUGUGUGGAGCUGCUGCUGGUGUCUGGAUGAUCCGCAUUGCAUCUACGCUGGGCUGAACAACGGCUCAAUCCUGGUGUACGACACGCGGGACACCAGCACAUACGUGCAAGAGCUCGCUCCCCUUGGAUCCAGGUGCCCGGUGGCCUCCCUAUCCUAUCUCCCCCGCGCCGCCUCGGCUGCUUUCCCCUGUGGGGGGCUGAUCGCUGGGACCCUGGAGGGGGGCAGCUUCUGGGAGCGGAAGGACGGGACGACCUACAGAGCCCACCGCCUCCCGCUGGAGACGGGUGGCUGCACAGACAUCCAGGUGGAACCAGCCAGCCGGCACUGUCUCGUCACCUACAGGCCAGGCAAGUCAAACCCCUCCCUGCGAUGUGUGCUAAUGGAGCUCAGCAGGGGGCGCCAGAUAGACUCAUCCGAGGACCCUCCAUGUACCUGCCACCCCGUCCAAUCCUUCAAUGCCGGCUCCUCCUGCAAGCUGCUCACCAAGAACGCUGUGUUUGAGAGCCCGGCACGCAACGGGGCCAUGCUGGUGUGUGCAGGAGACGAGGCUUCCAACUCUGCUAUGCUGUGGGAUGCCAGCCGUGGUUCUCUGCUUCAGAAACUGCAGGCUGACCAGCCAGUGCUGGACAUCAGCCCCUUCGAGGUGAACCAGAACAGCUACCUGGCCUUGCUCACGGAGAAGAUGGUGAAGAUCUACAAGUGGGAUUGAGAUAAAGAACUGCAGCAAGAACCAGUGUGCGUGCAGCAUGUCUGGAGUAGAGUGAGGGAAUGUGGGAGCCCUUUAACACGAAGUGCUUGAGACAAGGCACCGGUUCCUGUCACAUGAUUUGAGGGGAGGGGCAUUUUAGCUGACUGGGAGCACUCCUUCCAUUUGGGGUUCCCAUAGAAAUAAACUAGAGACCCAACGAGAAUUGAGAAAAGCGGCAAACCAAAUACGCCAUGGAGUUAUGGGUUCCCACUUUUUAUGACUUUGUGAUCUUCAGAAUAAAUAGGGUCUUGGUAUUACCCUAGUUUUAACUGGAGUAGAGUCCCCACGGCGAAUUGGGACAAAUGAGGGGAAUGCCUAUCAGGCUGAAGGUCCAAUGCUGGAUUGUGUUGAGUGCAUCAUACACAGGAUGGUGAGGCACGGGUCUCUGCAUGAAUACGGACCACUGGUGACCAGUGUACAGGCAGCAGUGAAGAUUUUAAAAGGGUUUUUUCGAAAUUAUUCCAAAUGGCUCACAGAGCAGCAACAUCUCAUUUCCAGUAGGCACUCUUUCUUCCCAUUGUUUCUUUUACAACUCUAUUGCUUUUAUUUAAUACAAUAUUUGUGCACUUGGAUUUGUCUGAGGCCUUAGCAGCUGCCCCAGAUGUGCCCACUCAAUCUCACAAUACAGUUUUCAAUAUUCAUCUGUGUUCAGUGCCUGCAAAAUGAAACUGAAAUCAAUUCACAUGGAAAGAGGAAGACUGGAUUACUAUUUGCCUGAGCACAAAAUUGGGCACAAAAGGCUGAAUUUAUCAAGAUAUUUACAUAAUGCAUUUUGCAACAUUAAAGAAAAAAAAAAAGAUAAUACAGUAAACUAAUUGGGGCUAGGGGACGUUCUGAUAAUCCAAUUACAACUGAAAUGUUAAUGACUUUCCCAAUCAAGAAACCUGAAGACAGGGCAGGACAGCACUGCACACAAACCAGGUUAACAAGUGUCUAUUCGGAAAGCAGAGGUGUUCUGAUAAACAAAGUUUGAAAUUUGAGAUUUUACUGGAAUGCUGUCAGUGUUUCCCCACUAAUAACAAUUAGCCUAGGCAUGCUUUCUAGUGACUUUAGUAUUCCAUUAAGUUUGUUUAGGUACUUCAGUUUUAUUUUCCUGUCACUAAAAGAUGCAAAUUGCAUUUUGGCAUAAAGACCUAGAUCAAUCUGGCCCAAUAUUCAGGUUAAGUCGCUAGUAACUUAACCUUAAACACAAGCCUAGUUUUAAAAACUUGAGAUUGUCUUUGCUUUUGUAUUUCAAUUUUAAUCUGCAAUGCCCUGCAUUUGUGUUCAGUUUUCUACUGAAUGAUUCCUUGUUGACUGACGACAUUCUUCCACAAUUCUUGCUAAAUUACUUAAUUGGACCAAAGAAGUGCUUAUUAGAAGCUUAAUUGGUCCAAUUGAUUAAUUAAUUUAGUGCACAGUUAGAACAAAAACCAGGAGGGACACCAGCCCUCCAGGACCAGGGUUGGAGACUCCUGCUUUAAAGUGCUCCUGCAGGCGUACAAGCUGCAACUGUCUGAACUAAACAAGGUCAUUCACAUCACGGAGCUCAGAAAGAAAUGCAAACACAUUUUUAUAGGGAAAAAGCGUGUGGUUAAUAUUUUCAACAUGGUCUUGUAAGCAUUGGUUUGUUCAACACUAGUUACAAAGCUUUGUGCCAAAGAUUAAAUAAAAUUGAACCUGGUCCACUAACCUCAAACUUCCACUAUUUAAAUGAAUAAUGUUAAACUAGAAAAUAGAGGUUGCUUUUGUUUUUUAAACAGAGUAUACAUACAUAGUCAGUGUGUUUACAUGCUAAACUGUGCAGAGGGAGAAUUACAUAUGUGUGUCUGUAUGCUUUAUAUGUUUUUCUCUAUUUAUGGUUUUGUUUCAUUUUGUAAUAAAAGAGAUUAUAUAAUCCA